UCCAAACGAAAGAAUGGAAAAAACUCGUUGUUAAGAUAUCGACAAAGCGUGUUCGUUAUCGCUUCAAUAAGAUAAAAGCGCGCGUUUACCUGCAAAAUUGAAUCGAUAGUUUCUUAUUUUUAUUCUUUUACAACGAUACGAACGAACAACUUAUUAUUAUUAUUAUUAUUAUUAUAUUCGUACCAGAACGUGUAGGAAAGAUGUUUUAUGCGAGAAAUGCGUCACAAGGAGCAGAUCGUGUUCGAUACAGAACGUUCGUUUCGAGUGUAUCGCUGGAAAUUCCCGUGACACCUUCACAGGGGAAGAACGAUUACGUUACGGGGAAAGAAAAUUGUACGUGUAUAAUAUGAAAUUGAUGACGUUGCGGUUUAUAUCGUCAUGUGUUACUACACGUGUUAAGCAAGUAAAAGAAUUAAGAGUAAGAGGAUCGUUGGAGUACCUGUGACCUCCACAGAAUUCCUCUAUAGAGAAGCGAACAGCGCUACAUUGGUCCAGUCUUUCUUAAAGCAUCGUUGAAUUUGCACACAAGCCGCGCGUUAAGUCAGUAAGUCGUGAGAACAGGAGAAAGAAAACGCGGCGCGUCGCGUCGUUUAGUUUUGUUCUUUUGCUUUCUCAUUGUCGGACUAAUCGGCUGGCGUAAUAUUAUGCGCGUGUAUUGUUAAGAUCUAUCGAUUAUCGAUGCUGGUAGUUUUGUAAUCGAAAAUAACAAGGAAUAUUCAAGCACUUAUCUCGGUUAAUUAUCCCGAGAACAAACUGUUGAUUCAGCAAGCUAAUGGAUCAAGAAUGACACACUGGAAGAAGGUAUUAUUGCUUCUCAUAAAGGUUUCUCUGUUGCAUCGUAGUUGCCUGUCAGAAACGAUUAUAACAGCGUACAGUGAUUUCGAUUUUGAGCACAUCGAGCCGGAGAUAGCCGACGAAUUGAACUGGACGGAGCAUCCUUGCCGGCGAACUUGCUCAGAUGAUGCACCACCGAUGGAAUGUCAUUACACGUUCAGAUUGGAAGGUUAUCGUACUAUGAGCAAAGCGUGCUACGACUGUCCGUUCAAUCUUACGGACUGCUUUCGGAAGCAUUGUAUUCCAGCCGAUGGUGUUAAAAGAUCAAUUUUAGUGGUUAAUCGGCAGAUGCCUGGACCGCCUAUCGAGGUGUGCCAAGGUGACAGAGUAAUCGUUGACGUGAUAAAUAUGUUGCAUUCCGAAAGUACCACGAUGCAUUGGCACGGACAGCAUCACGUGAAAACGCCGUACAUGGAUGGCGUUCCUUACGUUUCUCAAUGCCCGAUCUCGCCAGGUUCCACAUUUCGAUACGAUUAUAGCGCAACAGAGGCUGGUACACAUUUCUGGCAUUCGCAUUUAGGUUUUCAACGUGGCGAUGGAGUAUUCGGUGCGUUGAUUGUACGCGUACCUCCAAAAAUAAAUUGGCACUACGAUUUAUACGAUAUCGACCAACAUACCAUACUCCUCUCCGAUUGGACUCACGAAUUGGGAAUUGAUAAAUUUUUGAACCAUCAUCACGCUUCCGGCGACAACAAGCCGCCCAAUCUGUUGAUCAAUGGUCUCGGUCGUUUCGCAGUGUUUCGAAAUAAAAGCGAAACUGGCAACGGCAAAGACAACGGGAACGCUUCUACCAUGAUGCCGGUCGCAACGUUUACCGUUAAGCGGAAUACAAGAUACAGGUUCAGGCUGAUUAACGCCGAAUUUCUCAAUUGCCCGAUCGAACUAUCGAUCGACAACCAUACUAUGCGCAUACUUAGCUCGGAUGGACGCGACGUUGAACCUAUCGAAGCGGAAUCUCUUGUUAGUUACGCCGGCGAAAGGUUUGAUUUUGUCGUUGAAACGAAUCAAAGUAUAGACAAUUACUGGAUUCGAUUUCGGGGACUAAUGGAUUGCGAUGAAAGAUUCACCAAGGCGUACCAAGUUGCUAUAUUACGAUACGAAGGUGCCAAUGAUCAGGAUCCGAAAGAUGUAGUUACGUACGAACGCGAAUCCAACGAUUCUUUAGGUCUGCUGCAAGUGAAUGCUUUAAACGAAGGUACGGAAACAAACGGAAGCCUGAGUAUACCGCUGUUGAGAGCUAUGGAUGGAAACGACCAAUCUAAUAUCCAACUUCCGGACUACCAGUUUUACGUUUCUUAUGAUUUUUACAAGAAAAAUAAUCCUCAUUUUCAUCGUGAAAUGUUGUAUGCGUUCGAUCAAGUGAAAUCUAAUGCGCGGCUACUCACGCCCCAACUGAAUCACAUCUCGAUGAAACUACCCUCCGUACCUCUCUUAUCUCAAAGAAACUCCAUCGAUCAGAAGCAAUUUUGUAACGCGAGUACCGUCACAGACUGCGAACGAGAUUAUUGCGCUUGCACUCAUGUGCUCCGUGUCAAACUCAACAGUGUGGUCGAAGUGAUUUUGGUCGACGAAGGUUUUGCUUACGAUGCGAAUCAUCCGUUUCACCUUCAUGGAUAUCAGUUUCGCGUAAUUGCUAUGGAAAGAAUAGGAAAAAACAUCACUGUCGAAAAAGUAAAAGCAUUGGAUAAAAAAGGAGCGAUACGCAGAAACCUCGACCAUGCUCCUCUGAAAGAUACCGUAACGGUACCGGACGGUGGUUACACCAUCCUACGAUUCUAUGCCAAUAAUCCGGGCUACUGGUUGUUUCAUUGUCACAUUGAAUUUCACGCGGAAGUUGGAAUGUCGUUAAUCUUCAAAGUCGGUGAACAUCAAGAUAUGCUGCCUGUUCCACGAAAUUUUCCUUCCUGUGGUAACUGGCAACCAAAAAAUGAGCAAGCUACUGCCAUUGAUUUACCAGAUACUUCUAAUAAUGUUACUACGUACUCGCCGAAAGAUAUCGCCAAUACUUUGGCGAACAAAACUGUUGAAAAUGACGUACGACAACUUGUCAAACUAUUGCCGCAAAUUUUACGAAUGUUGCAAAACUCGUCUUCGUCACGCAUCUCGAUCGUUUCCUAUUUUUUCUUUUAUUUCUGUGCUAUCCAUGCUAUCAUUUAACUUCGAAACCUAACAUUUACAACAUUUGCAAACGUUCGUCAAAUUUUAUGUACUUAAUAGAACAAGUUUUAUGUACUUAAUAGAUCGAUUCUUGCUGGGCACAUCUUUCACAGGGUCGACAAUUGUCAUGUAUAUACCAAUAUUGAAACGUAUCACCGAUCUUUCGGAUCCAUUUCAGACCAAAAACAAAACUUAUGUAUUUUACUUUUCUACGAUCUUACUUCUAAUAAUCUUCAGCUAUCGACUGAAAUGAUAUAUUUCAUUGUAAGUAUUAGAUACGAUAGGGUAGGAUGAUAGGAUAGGAUAAAAUAAGACACGUACGUAAUAAAAUUUAAAUUGACAAAAAUUUAAACAUGCCGCAGAGCGAAUGAAUUAUUGUUUCAUUUUUAUACGACUAAACGGGACGCAACACACAUAUCUGUUUUGCGUUCUAAUUCGAAUUAAAUUUAGCUUAUUUUUUAACAAUUAUCUACUAUGCUGUGAUAUAAUUAUGCUAUAUAGGUAUGCCCGUCAAGAUUGAAAUGCUAUUUAAAACGACAACCACUACUUUGUUGUGCGUGUAUUACAACAAUUUUAUGUGACGGAUUGUACGAACCAAUUGGACAUGUAUGAACGAAUGGCCACACUGUUAAAUAACUGCGAAUAUUACUUUUGCUACAUGUAAUUGUCAAAUUUUAUAUUAACUUUUUCAUAAAUCGAUGCACAAUA
Messenger RNA from Osmia bicornis bicornis, 3699 nucleotides. Its product is annotated as mediator of RNA polymerase II transcription subunit 4-like. The record is from RefSeq and is a predicted model, not a curated record. Gene Ontology annotation, biological process: regulation of transcription by RNA polymerase II; iron ion transport. Gene Ontology annotation, cellular component: plasma membrane; core mediator complex; mediator complex. The coding region runs from base 784 to 2991 and encodes 735 amino acids. The transcript has 11 exons. NCBI's taxonomy places the organism in Eukaryota, Metazoa, Arthropoda, Insecta, Hymenoptera, Megachilidae. Gene Ontology annotation, molecular function: oxidoreductase activity; transcription coregulator activity; copper ion binding.